AUGUAUGAUCAAACUAUUUUGACAAGUAAUCAUCGAUUAUUGAUGACUAAUAAUAAAUCUUGUUCAUCAUCUUCAACAGUUUUCAAACGACAAUCAUCAGGUCAUAUUCCAUUACUCAGUACAAAUGUUCGUCCAUUAUCAAACAUAACAAAUCUUGCACAACAAUCUAAUAUUAAUAAUAAAUCAAAACGUAAAAUAGAUGAAUAUCAAAAUGAUUCAUUUGAAUAUGAUGUUCCUACAAGUAACUAUGCAUCUGUACAAAAACAACAACAACAACUUCAAACACAAUCAUCAUUAAUAAAGCGUGUUAAACAAGAACAUUCAUUUACAGCAAAAAUAAAAAUCUUACCAGAAGAUGAAUCUUUACGAUUAGUAACAUCAACUAUUCAAGGUAUGAAACAUUGGACAAAUAAACAUUUAUCAUAUCCAAUUUUAUUUGAAAUUUUUGGUAAGCUUGAUUCUCAGAUAACAUCAUUAUCAUCAACAAAUACACGUCAAUUUUCAUUAAUUGAUGAAAAAGAUCGUAUUGAAUGUAUAUUUGCUGAAAUGGAUCAAUCAUUUUCUAAUAUUGAUCGAGAUGUUCAACUUCGUGUUAUUUGUCGAUUAAAAUCUGAAAGUAAUAUAGUUCGUUGUAUAGCCAUUCGUAUAGCAGAUAAAGAUGAAUGGCAUGAACGACGUUCUAUUAUUAAACAAUGUGAUCUACAAUUAAAUAAUGAUGAUAUUAAUUCAAAAAAAUUUAAACGAUAUAAUAAAAACUUUCAGAAAUAA
Molecule: messenger RNA, 768 nt
Organism: Rotaria sp. Silwood1
Lineage: Eukaryota; Metazoa; Rotifera; Eurotatoria; Philodinida; Philodinidae
Source: the annotation of a GenBank genome assembly